Acanthosepion pharaonis is the source of this 459-nucleotide messenger RNA. Lineage: Eukaryota; Metazoa; Mollusca; Cephalopoda; Sepiida; Sepiidae. The record is from the annotation of a GenBank genome assembly.
AUGCAAGAAAACCAUCUGGAUAAUAUGGAUUUUACAAUGGUUACGUUUAUAUUUCCCCUUCAUUGUUUAUUUGUUCAUUAUUUCCAUUUUUCUUUAACCUUCUCUCUCUCUCUCUCUCUCUCUCUCUCCUUCUCCUUAUUGUUUCCUCACUUUCCUUCCUUUCUACUCUUCCGUGAACGUUUUCCUCCUACUUAUUUAUGUCUGUCUCGCAUCCCUUCCCUCUUACCUUCCAUUUUUCUUCCCUUUUUCCUUUCUUUGUUCUUCCCUUCCUUUCUAAUUUAUAUCUAUCCCCCUGCCUCUUCCUACUUCUCGCGUCCCUUCUUUCUUAUCCUCAUUCCUUCUUUCUUUCUUCCUUCCUCUCUUCCUUUCUACUUUAUGCGCCUUUAUCUUUCUCUCGUUCCCUUUCCUUUCUUUUGCUUACGCCCUUCUUUCUCUUUUAAAAAACCAAAGCAAUCCUAG